GAAUUACAUAAUUUGUGAUCUGCAUGAUAAAUUAAACUUAUUAUGGUCAUUCAUCAAAACUCAUUUGAAACAAAAGAUUUUAGUCUUUAUGGCAACUUGCAAACAGGUAAAAUAUACGUACGAAACAUUCUGCAGAAUGAGGCCUGGAAUGACAGUUAUGGCGUUAUAUGGAAGUUUACAUCAACUUAGACGGAUGUCUAUCUAUGAUGAAUUCUGUAGGAAACAGCAUGCUGUCUUGUUUGCUACCGAUAUAGCUGCAAGAGGAUUAGAUUUCCCAUCCGUUAAUUGGGUAAUACAAUUAGAUUGUCCAGAAGAUGUUAAAACUUACAUUCACAGAGUUGGAAGGACUGCAAGGUACGAAGGAAAUGGUGAAGCAUUACUUGUGUUAUUGCCCUCUGAAAAAUCAAUGGCACAACAACUGAUUGAAAAUAAAAUUCCUAUUGAAGAAAUAAGCAUCAACAAAAAGAAAUUCAUGUCUGUUCAGAAAAAAAUAGAAGUUCUCUGUUCUCGUGAUCACGUAUUAAAAGAAAGUGCUCAAAGGGCUUUUGUAUCUUACCUGAAGAAUGUUUUUCUAAUGAAAGACAAAAAUGUUUUUAAUAUAAAACAGCUGGAUACAGAAGCAUAUUCAAGGUCCUUAGGGCUUGCUGUUGCACCAAGAAUUCGGUUUUUAUCUAAACAUCAGAAAAAAUUAGCAAAUUCUAAAAAAGACACAGAAAAUGUUGAUAUGACUACGGAUGAAUUAAAAGAUUUGAUGCUUCACUCGGAUAGUGAAGAGGAAAAUGCACAUUAUGAAGAAAAUUUAAAUAAACCUUUAUCACAGACUGCAUUUAAUUUUCAUGGGGAAGAAUCAGAUGAUGAUGUAUUAAUUCCAAAACAAAAUAAAGAAGAAUCUGAUCAUGAAAUUGAAGCAAUGGAUGAGUUAAUAUCAAAAAGUAAGGAACAGAAACCUUUAACAAAAUCAGCUGUUGCAAAGAAAUUAUUGAAGAAAAAAGUAAAACCAAACAAGAAAAUAACAUAUGAUGAUGAAGGCCAACCUGUUAACACAUUUCCAAGUGAACAAAAAUCUGAAUUUGCUCAAGAACUUAAAAAAGAAAGUACAUCUUUUGAUUUGGAACUUGCUAGAAAAAUUAUGGAAGAAGAAGAUAAAAUUGACAAACAGCUAUUUAAAGAAAGAGUUAGAGCACUUCACAAGGAGAAAAAGAUGAAAUUGAAAGAAGAGAGAAGGGCAUUGAAAGAGAAAGGUUUUAGUAGUAAGAAGGACGACAAUAAUGAAUUCAAAGAAAACGAUGAUUAUGAAGAUGAAGUUUUAGAAAAUUAUAUUGAUGCUCUUCCCAAUCCUGAUAGAGUUAAUGACAAUAAUGAAGAUGACAAAGAUGAUUAUGACAAUGAAGAUGAAGAAACUGUUAUAAACAUGAAUUCUCGGAAAUUAAGUCCAAAAGAAAAGAAAAACCCAAAGAGGAGCAGCUGCCAGGGAGAUUCUGAUGAUGGAGGCGGAAGACCAGGGAGAAAGAAGAAAAAGAUGGAAGAGAGGUCUUCGGAACCAGCAGACACCGGACUAUCACUAGGGGAAGACGAGGAACUAGCUUUACAUCUGUUGACUCAUUAAAUGUAACAAAGAAAAUGUUUUUAUCAAUAUUUUUGUACAGUCAUCUUUUGUAUUUGAACAC
Centruroides sculpturatus (bark scorpion) is the source of this 1667-nucleotide messenger RNA. Its product is annotated as probable ATP-dependent RNA helicase DDX10. Lineage: Eukaryota; Metazoa; Arthropoda; Arachnida; Scorpiones; Buthidae. Gene Ontology annotation, cellular component: nucleus. Gene Ontology annotation, biological process: rRNA processing. The record is from RefSeq and is a predicted model, not a curated record. The coding region runs from base 89 to 1606 and encodes 505 amino acids. The transcript is spliced from 12 exons.